This is a messenger RNA of Bombus pyrosoma, 8932 nucleotides long. It is a transcript of the gene mAChR-B, whose product is annotated as muscarinic acetylcholine receptor M4. The transcript has 5 exons. The record is from RefSeq and is a predicted model, not a curated record. Gene Ontology annotation, molecular function: G protein-coupled acetylcholine receptor activity; G protein-coupled serotonin receptor activity. Lineage: Eukaryota; Metazoa; Arthropoda; Insecta; Hymenoptera; Apidae. Gene Ontology annotation, biological process: adenylate cyclase-inhibiting G protein-coupled acetylcholine receptor signaling pathway; G protein-coupled receptor signaling pathway, coupled to cyclic nucleotide second messenger; chemical synaptic transmission. Gene Ontology annotation, cellular component: membrane; dendrite; synapse. Bases 1387 to 4131 code for a protein of 914 amino acids.
AGAUAUUAGCGUAAUAUUAUAGUAGAAAGCAGUAGAAAUGCAUAACAUCUCUCGAAUAUAGAAGAUCACCUAGUAGUUAAUAUAUCAGUCUAGUGGCGCGUCCACGUGUCGUCAUCAGAAUCGAGUGGCUCAUUGUUAAUUCACACACCUAAACGUCACCUAGGUUCCUCGGCGAUUAUGAAGAAAACUAGGUGAAUUGAUAACAACGGUACGGAGGAACGAUUCAUCCCUGUACGCGAACGUCGAAGGGCGCCAGACACUGGUGCGCAAGCGUCUCCUGGAACGAGGUUGACGACGCUGCACGGAAUCGCGACGCUGACGGCGCUCACUUGAAUUCUCGCCGCGUGUCCGUUGGCCGACUCGCCGUCAAGUCCCAUUCGGAGCAGAGUUUGAAACGCGACGGAGCCGGAAGUAGCGCGCUUCCGCCACCAAUCCUUCCGUCGUACGAGAUCGACAUGUCUUUUUAGAUAACAGAGAUAUAUUCCUUCAGAUGGUUAUACUCGAUUCCGUCGUUCUUCUCUGUCAUCGAGCUUCACGAGGUUAAUUAGUUAUUUCUAUAAUCGAGCUUUAAUAGCUUCGAUACACUUGGUCGAGUUAUGUGGUGCGCGGGUGACGAGAAAAGACAGUGGAAAUCGUCCGUAAUUAGUAAAAGCCUUAGAAGAAUAUGUUGCACAGAGUCUCCAAGAACGAUGUAUGUAUUUUAUCAAUCCGUACGAUCUGAGUCUCCGGUAAUGCUAUUUUACUGCUAAAAGGGAUCUUGAAACGUCGAUACACGAGUGAUGAGGUAGGAAGAAAAAUCGGGGAUAUGGUCAGAGCACUUUGACAAUAAAGAGAAUACUCUAUCAGAGGUGAAAUAAUUUUAGGAUUUCAUUAUUCCUGGCAAAUUCUUCAGAUUCUGAAUCGUUCUAAUACUACAACUCUCGAAUUAUUCCAACACGGUUAGUGAAUUCUGAAAAUUCGAAAAAGUGAUGGAACCUUUCGUUACCAGAUUAUUUAUUAACUGGGGAAUCAGUAGUCAAUUCUGGUGAUACUUGCGCCCUUUCGUUAUCGCUGACAAGUCGAAUCAAUUUUUAUGAAUGAAAAACAUUCUGUUGGAUUUCCUUCCUCGGGUUUCUUGCGGUGAUAUCAUUCGUGAAUUGUUAAACUGUAACGUGACAAUUCUGUACCGAUCCAGAACUUCGAAAUACCGGAAGAUGAAACUAAGAACUCAGACAGGCAUGACAAAGUGGAACACCGAGAAUUGAAGUUUUGGGGAUUUAUGUGGCCUACUUCGGCGUAGUCCUUCUCUCCAAGGAUACACAAGAAUGCUCAGGAGAUGAUUGGGUAUUGAGGUGAAGGUGUCAGUGGUUCUGGAAGUUACUGCCACCGUAAUUUUUGCCUAGUGAAAUGGAGAUAAAUGGAACAGACAGCAGCCUAAACGGCACUGAAGCUAAUCGCACUACUUCUCCAGUCUUCAUUAUCAGCACGCGUUAUAUGACACAAUGGAAACGGGAGAGGCAACGGGAACGUCUUUGUCGCAUGUACAAUCAGAUUUUGACGGAAUGCUCGCAGCUAAAUGGAAGCUGGCCUGACCCGGAUGAUCCGCGCUGGAACAGCGGGGAAUAUGUAGAACUUCUGUCAGACUGGUUUCCGUCAAAUAUUACCAACGGAACGAUAACAGGAAAUGCAACAACCUUAUCAACUGCGGAGCCUUUUGCGCCUGUUCUACCGCCCUUCGAACUCUGGCAGACGAUACUGAUUGCUUUCUCCCUCGCAUUAUGCAUACUGUUAACUGUCGGCGGUAACAUUCUCGUCCUUCUGGCAUUUAUCGUAGAUAGGACCAUCAGACAACCGAGCAACUACUUCAUUGCCUCAUUAGCAGCCACUGAUAUGCUUAUUGGCACCGUCUCCAUGCCAUUCUACACGGUCUACGUUCUGAUGGGAUAUUGGAAUCUUGGGCCCUUGCUUUGCGAUUUAUGGCUGUCCGUAGAUUACACGGUAUGCCUGGUAUCCCAGUACACAGUAUUACUGAUUACGAUUGAUCGAUUUUGUUCAGUGAAAAUAGCGGCACGAUAUCGCAGCUGGCGCACGAAAAACCGCGUAAUCUGGAUGGUUACAAUUACUUGGAUUAUCCCAGCCUUGCUCUUCUUCAUCAGCAUUUUUGGUUGGGAGCACUUUAUUGGCUAUAGAGACUUAGAUCCUGGCCAGUGCACUGUUCAAUUUCUCAAAGAUCCAGUUUUUAACACUGCUCUUAUCAUUGGCUAUUAUUGGACGACACUCGUGGUUCUAUUUAUUCUUUACGGCGGUAUAUACAAGACAGCUUACGACAUGCAGAAGAAGAGCGAAGCAAAACAGCGAAAGAUGCAAUCCAUGGUUGCUCUAAGCGCAGGUGCAAUGUCUGGCAUGGCAGGUCGUGCAGCAGGAAUAGGAAUAUCGAAGACACAGAGCACUCUUUUGAGUCAGGAUAAACCAAAAUUGAGUGCAUCGGUUGAAGAAGGAACAGGUGGGGAUGGUUCAGGACAGAAAUCUUCCUCAAAGACUUCUGGAACUGGUGCAACCGAUUCGACUGAAAAACAAGUAUAUGGAAGCACCGUUCCCACAGAGACAGAAAAAUCAGAAAGAUCUAGUAGUCCAGCGUUUGAUUCCGACGAAGAGAGCACUAUGGGCCCGACUCAACAGCUCAGUAGCAUCAGAAAACGAUCCUCUCUAGCUGGACUGGUUGCUCAAUCUGGCGCUCUUCCAGUUUUCUCGACUAAUGGCCACUUAAAUGGAAUUGUACCCGCGAAGAUCGACAUGAACAUGCAGUCGAAAAAGUUUUUCUCGGUGAACUCGACGUGCGACAUAGGUACAACGACACAGAAAGCUCAGACAUUGCCAAAGAUCCAAGAAUUGAGUCUCUUAGAUACAGACAACGUGCUAGAUCCUGACAAAUCGAGUAGUCAGACGUUGACACCUGAACAGUCUCACUGGAAUGUCGAUGGUCCCAAUCAGCAGCAACCCUUGACCUCCGCUGAAACAUCACCACCCACUCAUCCUACUCGGUCUAUUAGCAGCAGCCAACAAAAUAUUAUACCACCGCCUACGCAAUUUCAGAGUAGUCCACAAGUCUCUGACAGUCCUUCUACUUCGUUAUCUGACAGACCUAAGUCACUUGUUGUGUCUUCUCAUGGCACUGGUACUUACGACAUUUUGACUGGCUUGGACGGCGGAGACUUGAGAUACAUGGACGAGAGUUCAGUAAUUUUGCCAAGUCCUUCUUACGAAAGUCCAUCGUCUUCUUUGUCGUACAGCUUAGCGAAUCCUCUAUCGAGUGCACCGUCAUCUCCAAUUUUAGGAAACGUGUCUGCAGCGCCAAAUACGAGUUUGUUACAAGCUGCUCUAAUCAGAGCUACGGCUCAACAAGUCAACAACCAACAAUCGGGUCAGAAUAAACAAAGUCAGCCUCAACCGGUGAUGUCUAAUGCAUCCAGUCAGACGCAUCCUCCUCGUGUAUUCAUCACUCAGAAAUCGAACGCUGCUUCUCAGACCUCACCAACCGUUAGCAAAGUGCAUACAGAGGUUACAGUAAAGGCGAAGGACACGAAGCAACAGCCUGUGACGACCAUUGUCAGCACACCUACAGUGGAAAAUUUUAACAGCGCGAUGAAUCAGUUUUCGGAUCCUGAUACGAAGGUCAAUCCUCCUCAGAAUUCAUCCUCUAGCGGUAGCAUGGUUCCAACGAUCUCUGGCACAACAGGAAACGAACAGGAUCCAAAGAAACAAUCGAAGAAGAAAGAAAGAAGCAACGAGGAAGGUGGGUCCAGGAAAGAUUUCGUGAAGACAAUCGGUAAACGUUUGAAGACCAAGACGCAAAGAAGGGAUCCUUUAUUAGGACGACAGAAAUCUCGAACAGAGAAUAGAGCCAGGAAAGCGUUUAGGACGAUAUCUUUUAUUCUGGGCGCGUUUGUCGCCUGUUGGACACCAUACCACAUUUUGGCGCUAGUAGAGGGUUUCUGUUCGAACAAACCGUGCACGAACGAACAUCUAUUCAUGUUCUCAUACUUCCUGUGUUACACUAACAGUCCUAUUAACCCGUUUUGUUACGCCUUGGCCAACCAGCAGUUUAAGAAGACUUUUACGAGAAUAUUGAAGGGUGACCUGCACAUGACGUAAAAGAAAGGAUAAAGAUGGAAGGAGACGAGGAGGAGAUAGAAGAUGUAGCUUGGAGGUGAAUAUUACGAAGAAGAAGGCCUUCCAUGAUUAAAUACCGAAUUAUAUUUACACGCCAUGCUUAUGGUCAAAUUGGAGAAUAACGUAGUAGACAAUUUAAAUACAGACGAGUCGUGUACCGUGUGCUUCAUGUAUAUAGUGAUAGAGGAUGCGUUGGUAUAGUUUUAGAUCGCAGUCAAGGAUGUACAUAAUGUAUAUGUAUGAAUAUUUGUUAAAUUCUUGUGCAGAAACAUGCGUAACAAGCAACAUGUAGAAAAGUAACGUAUUUAGAUAGCUUUAGGUAACUGUGCGUAUUACAAUAAUAAUCGCUACGAUAAGUGCUUCAAUAUAUAUAUAUAUAUAGAUAUAUAAAUCACCGAUUAAGUAUUCUUUAAAAAGGAAAUACAGAUAUGUAAAUCUCCUAGUUUAACGAACGAUCGAAUCGUUCGAUAAAAGGACAAGAAGUAAGAUUAUAGAAAGACAUCGAUUUAAAAAAAGAAAAAUAUCACUGCAUCACGAUGAAUGUUCUCGAGUCAAAGACGAAAAGCUUUAAUUAUUCAUUUUUGCGGCCAAUUGUAUGUGGUGUUAUUGUUGCACGAGCCUCUCGUGCGAAUAUUAUGGUUUCAUAUCUUCAACGAUAGAGAAAUAUUUUUUACGAGCAACGAACCAGAUGGAAAUAGCUCGUUUCGAAGAAGUACCAAACAAUCAAGGAUUUUAUUAUCUAUGUACACACUGCCUUGGGGUGGCCUACUGUUACGCGGGCCUUCAUUCUCCGAAUUCAGUUACAUUUGGUGCUGUCCUCGCGAACGAGCGUCCACGGAUUUCUAAUCGAUAACGUUUCCUUUUAAAAUAUUACGUAAAACGCAUUGACUUCAUCGGAUGAAGUUUUCAGAAACUCAUCGAUGGCAUUGACAUUACCUUCAUUUUAGAUUUUAUAGACCGAAGAGAAUUCCCUAUCAUGCAAAAAGGAAUUUUGCUUUUCUUUAGAAAUUAGAUAUUUUGUUGUACUUCUUUGUAGGUAUUUUGGUUGAAGAUUUUGAAUGGUCGAAGGAUGUUACAGUUUUCGAGUAACAGAAUGAUCCCGGAAGACUUAAUCGUUAAAGUCGCUUGAAACUUUGAAAAAAUUACUUUAAUAAUAUUUCUAUAACAAAAGAUAAGAUCAUUACACCUUAAUCUUUUAAUUAAAUUACAUUUCAUCAAAAUGAACAAAGCGGAGACUUUUGAGCGGUAAUGUACAUUUCACAAAUAAAUCUAAAAAUGAUUAUGUCAAUGUCAUUUAUUCAUUCGUAAAACACUAAUCGUAAUAGGCGACGCAGUUUGUAUAAAUCAACGUAACCAUCACAGCAUAUACUUAUAUAAACGUAAAGAGGAAUAUUUCACUUAUUCAUAAUAGGUGCAUACAUUUUACGUUUUAUUAAUCUUCUUCUAUCCUCAAAUGCUAAUUAUUUAUUUUUUUCGUCAUAGAAGAUAUUGAGAUGCUCUACCUGUGCAAAUUUCAGAAAAAAAUCGGAAUUUUAUAAAACGUUUCGUUACUGUUUUGACUAAGUAUGCUUUCUAUUUUAAAAUAAAAAACCAUAUUAAUGAAACUUGAGAAACAGGUGAAAUUGGUCUCGUGAGACUAAUCCAUUAACGAUGUACAACUUUGAUAUUGUUAAUCGAGCUUUCUGAUACAAUCACUAAUUAAAUAAAGACAAAAACAUUAAAUCCAAAUUCCUUUCCAGAUAUCAUGCUUUAAGAGGAAUAUAUUUUUAAAUAACGUCUAUACAGUACGACAUAAAUCUUACAUAAAUUUAUCACGGUUAUCACCGAAUGGAAUUAUUUCCUUACAUAAAAGAGGAAAAGAAAAUUCAAACGUUAACAACGUAAAAAAGAAUGUCAGAUUGAUAUUUUUCGCUGUUCUUCGUAAAAUGUGCGUUGUGAAACUUACUUUUAUAACAGCUUUUACGCAAUAUUGUAUUAAGCAAAUGAAAAACAGGCAAUAUUUAUAUUUCCCAUGAUUUAAUCAUUUCCAAGCGUUUGUACCUUUUUUACGAAAGUGUAAGCAUGCAAUUAUCUUGCACGGUAAUUUACGUAAACUACAAUUUGCUCGUAAAAGUAUAAUUUUCGUGUUUCGUGAACGUUAAACGUGAUCGAAACAAGAAUACAAACGUGAGUCACUUUAUAUUUUAAAUGAUUGUAUGGCGGCUAAUGUAAUUAUUGUAACCCUUGUUAGAAAUGGUACGAACUCGAUUUCGUGUAAACGUGAAAUGAAAACACGCGAUUUUCUAACUACAUAUAUCACAUUCUGAUAAAUAAUAAGAGAAAUAGGAAGAACAUGCAAUUAUCAAAAUUUCCUAUUACAUAUUUAGUUCUGUAUCUUUUCAACUCAUAUUUAUUGCAGUUUAUAAUACUAAUUUGUUCUUAACUACAUUAAUAUCUUUUACAUUUCUCGAAAUUCACUGCCAAUAGCAACGGUCGUUUCUUUUUCAUAUCUGCAAUUAUUUAUUUCAUCUAGUUAGGGCUGUGAUACCUGAUGAAUCUGUUAUUUUUCAUCCUAAUCCCUUUGGAAUUCUGUUAUAUAACAAAAUACACGUCUAGAGGAAACUAUGUUUGGGAAAAAGAAGAGAAGGCAUGGAGCAAGUUACUAAAAUGUCCAGUCGAAUACUAUACACAGUACACAUGUACGUACAAUAUAUAUGAUAUUAACAAUAAGCCAGAAAACGUGUUAUAUCAUCUUCCUUUCCUUGAAGUACAUCAAUAUAUUAUAUUAAAAAUAUCUAAAUAGGAGUUUCUAGAUGGCAAAAGAAGAUGAGAGCGAAUAGGAUAUGCUUGUUAAAAUGUCAAUUUUUCGAGAAACUCAAAAUACAUGGUUAGUGUAUAACACGAAUAACACAAUAGAUCGAAAAUCGAUCUUCUAAAAUGAGAACGUGUAAUACCGUGCAAAAGUGUUAGAUGUUCAUGAUGAAAAUAAAAUGUAUAUUCAUAAGUUUAUUAAACAAAAUGUAUUCAUACGUUUACACGAACAAAUGUAUUUUAUGUUAUGGUAAUUUAGAUAGAUUAUUUUGUAAUUAAGGACACUCGACAGAGUCGAUCGAAAAUAAUUUCAGAACAAAUGGUUGAUUGUAUUUCUUUGUCGGCCUGCUAAAUUGAUUAAUGUGUUCAUAAUCUCAUUCAUAUUAUGUUAAUAUGUUUUUGAACAGAUGAGAUGUAAAAUUGAAAUUUUACAUCUUUUCGAUAAUUAUUCUCAUAAUGUACAGGGCUCAAACAUUUCAUUAUUAACUUCUUGGAACAUCAGAAUUAUCAAGCUGCAGUUGUUUAACUUGGAACAACUUGACUGAUUGAACGUGCAAUGAAAGCACACGGCUUUCUGUUUUAUUACAUUUUGUCGUAAUCGUUUGGAAUGAGCAAGCCAUUCAGGCAGAAUAACAUAGAAUUUCCAUUGAGUAUAUUAAAAACGUUUCACUAGGACAUUGUCAACUAACGAAGCACAAUGACAGGAGAUACUUGACUCAAAUAAGUAAUGAUUCUAAGCUAGAACGAAGACAGGUGUCACUCAAAUUUCAUAUUUCUAUGUUCCAAUUGUCAGUACGUAAAAGAGGAACGAGAACAUGUAAAUCAUUUAAGACUUUUGCACAGAAUGACUAUUACCAGAAAGUUCGAUGUUUGUGUACAUGCAGAAUAAUUAACGUACUCGCUUCCACACAGCUGGCGUUCCAGCAAUGAUGUUCUUCUCAAUAUUCUAACAAUUUCUGUGUCAAGUUACACGAAAAAUAAAAGAGGAAAACAAAUAAUGAUUGCUUGCGAGCUACAUAAACGUAGCUGCAUGAAUGCAUAAAGGUAGCAUAAUCAAUAGGACAUAAAGAUACAUAGAGAGUAAGCGUAAUAGCAUUAGAGAAGAUUAUAGUUAAUGUUUGAACGAAUAAGAAGAAAAUAAGCAUGAGAAGCCUAGAUGAUAAGUAGACGAUCGUCGUGGAGAAAGUAAAUAUCUUGCGCUCUGCAAUUUCUUUCUGUGUGCCGAAGCUUUCAUCGCCGUAGUAUUCUUCAUUAACGCCUACCAAUGAAGCAGAGUCAUUAAGGACGAAAAAUAAAGGAGGAGACGAUAAUGAGCUAUAAGACGUUAGGUACGAGCCGUGGAAAGGAAAAAAAGUCUCCACGUUUCGUCUCAAUUAACAGAGAUCGAAAAUCAAUUAAAACGUUCGUUUCUGGAUAUAAGUGCUCGUCGUGUUUCUAACCAUUAGAAAUGGUUCGUGGUGUCUCCUGAUGAAUUUCACUCUUCCUACCUCAAAACAAUAUACACAAACACAAAUAUGAGAGUCAUGCUGCGGAUCGGUUUUUGAUUCGCUAUGAAAUAUAUGUACUGAUAUUUUAUAAGAUAUAUGUUGCUUUGCGUCAUUAGGUUUUAUAUACGAUUGAUUUUGCGCCGAACAAGUUUCUGUAACGUUAAAAUUUGUAUGUUAUAUAGAAUUUUUUGACACGAUAUACAUACAUAUAUAUAUAUAAUUACUUUCUUUUAAUAAAUCGAGAAAAUCUUGUUGCUUGUAUCAAUCACUAUUGAAGUUACGUAUUAAUCAAUUAAUCAUUUAGCUCUUCAAUAGUGUUUUUAAGUAAGUUUAAGUAAUUUAAGUUGCUUUUUCCGUGACUGAUAGUUUAUUGACUUGCAACCAUUGACUGACUAUAUUGUGAAAAUUACCUAUUUAUAAUAAAUUACCUAAGAUAAUUUAUUACUUAUUCUGUUAAAAUUAAUUCAAACAGUUAUGCUCAACUCUUAUAAAUGAGAUUUUUAGUG